AUGAGGGAGCGCAAGGGCCCCCCGCAGACCUCCUCCUCGCGCAACGGCGCCGGCGCGCACCACUCCUCCCGCAACUCGUGGCUCCGCUUCUUCUUUCCGGGCCCUAGCAGCGGCGGCAGCGGCGGCGGCGGCGGCGGCGGCGGCGGCAGUAGGCGGAUCGGGUCGUGGCUGCUGCUGCUGUGCCUUGUUCUCGGGUUCGUCUAUUGGGUGCUCGUGCUGCAGCUCUUAGUGGGUUUCGCGGAGCAGAAGGAGCUUAUAUCGGAGACGCGCCACCGGGGGUUCGUGAAGUGGGAGCGGCACAGGCACGUGUUCCCGUGGAAGAUCGGACUCACCGCGCACCCGCACGUCGUUCCGCGCGACCGCCUGGGCAAGCGCUGGGGGCGCAAGCGGCGCGCGCGGAAGCGCGCGGCCAAGUUAAAGGCACAGGCGCAGGCGCAGGUGCAGGCGAAGCCGGGGGGCGGUAAGGGGGGAAACAAAACGGCGCAGAUUGGUGCGGGCGGGGGCGCGGAGAAGAAGGCGGGGGCGGGGGGGAGCAAGAAACCGCCAGCGGCGGGCGGAGGAGAUGCGGGAGCUGGGAAGAGUGGCGCAAGUGGCGCGGGGAAGGACAAGGGGUCCGGGGAAACAGCAAGCGCGGUUGUGGGGAAAGGGGGGACUGGCAGUGGGGCUAAGAGCGGGGAUUCCAAAUUGGAAGGGGCACAGUCGGGGAAAGCAGGUUCAGGAGUUGGGGGAGAUGCGGGAAGGGCGAAGGCUGUGGGGGGUGGUGGUGGUGGCAGCAGUGGAGUGACAAGCAGCAGUAGUAGCAACAGCAGCAGCAUUGGAAACGGGGGCGAGAGUGGGAGGGUGGGUGCAGGGGAGAGGAGUGGCGGGAGCGAGAGGACAGGUGGGGGCGGCGGUGGUGAGGCGUCUAGUGGCAAGGGAGGGUGGUGGCGGCGGCGCAGGGCGAAGCGGGGAGCACUGACCCCCGUGCACCUGGACUUGUAUAAACGGCGCAAGGCCGCCAGAGCUGCAGUAUCCGCUCGCUCGCUGCAAGCAAGCAACAGCAGCAGCAGCAGGAGCAGGGAGGGUGUGAUGGGAGGCGGGGAGGGCGAGGGGGUGUGUGUGGGGGAGGAGUGUCCGGUGUUUGGCAACUGUGAGGGCGAGUUGAGUGGCGUGGCGGCGUGUUGGAACAAAGGCCUGCACGACCCCUUGCUCGCCCGCCCCCGCACGCCCUCCACCUGCCCUCGCCUCCAGCCUAGCCCUGCCACCAACUCGUCUGGUGCUGCUGCUGCUUCUGCUGCUGGUGCUGGUGCUGGUGCCGCUGUAGCUGGUACUGCUGUUGGCGGUGCUGGCAGUGCUGGCAGUGGCAGCAGUGGCAGUCGGGCGGCAGGCAAGGCAGUGGCAGCGGCGGCGCGCAGUGCGUUGUGCGGGCAUGAGGCGGACUUUGAACUGCUGCCGCAGUGGAUGAGCCAGGUGUUUCGGCUGGAGAGUGUGCGAGUGGACGCGUGGGGGCGAGUGUUCAACGGCACCACUCUCUUCCACUCAAACGCCUGCCCUGCUCCCUCCGACCACCCCAGCCCUGCCAACCCAAGCAACAACCACCACCUCACCAGUGACAGUCAAGUGCAACACCACCAAGAGCAGUACCAGCAGCAGCAGCAGCGCCAACAACAGCAGCCGUACACGCGGGCGUCGGUCCCACGGGCGAACCUGCACCUACCCCUGGCGGUGAACCUGGCGCUCCCCCACGCCCUGCACGCCAGCGACGCCCUGGUGCACUACCUGCCGCUGCUGCUCGCCCUGCACUCCUCCCUCGCCGCCAUGCCCCUCAUGUCCUUCCUCGUCGCCACCGCUGGGGAGGGGGAUGGGAACGCGGGGGGUGGUGGUGGGUGGGGGGAGAGGGGCAGGGGGAGGAGGAAAAGGAAGGGGCUGUCGGGGUUUUUUGGGGGGAAGGGAGGGCGAGGGGGGGAGGGGGAAUGGGAGGGGGUACAUUCGUCGCAGGAGGGGGCGCUGCUGCUGCUGGGGGCGGAGGUGACUGGCGUGGACUUUGGGCUCAUGGACGUGCGAGAGCUGAGAGGCCGAGAUGUCGUGCUCGUUGACAUUCUCCUACAGCCGGUGCACCAGCGCUGCCACAAGCCCAGCCGAGCUCUCUGGCAGACACUCCGCCACCACUACCUGCUGCCCCCCAAUGGCUUCCCCAUUUUCAAUCCAGACUUCACUCUCCGAGCACCUUCAGAAGCAGACGCAGCAGCAGCAGCAACAGCAGCAGCAGCAGCGGUGGAGGCAGGGGACGACUGGGUGGUGGUGUGGGGCAAGCGGCCAGGAGCGGGCACAGCGGAGGAGCUGGCAGAGCUGCAUCUCGCCCUCGUGGAAGCAUUCGGAGCCCGCCGCCUGCGCACAGUGGGGGGCUCAGCCGCUUUAGACCUGGUGACAGUGAAGCGCACGUUCAACCGCGCACGCGUGUUUGUGGCCCCGCACGCCCCGCUGCUCAACCACAUGGUCUUCAUGCCGCCCCGUGCCGUAGUGCUGGAGCUGCGGCCGCAGGGGGCGCAGGGGAGCGAGUAUGCGGUGUUUCAUCGGCUGGCGGAUGCGUGUGGGUUGGAUUACCACCUGUUGCUGUGUCAGGGAGAGGUGCCCUGGAGAAUGGGGCUGGGGAAUAUGAGCAGGAUUGUGGAGGUGCUGAGAGGGAUAGCAGAAAGCUUCGGAGAAAGGGAUGUUGUAAGAUAA
Closterium sp. NIES-65 is the source of this 2703-nucleotide messenger RNA. Lineage: Eukaryota; Viridiplantae; Streptophyta; Zygnematophyceae; Desmidiales; Closteriaceae. The record is from the annotation of a GenBank genome assembly.